AGCUGUCCUACGGUUGCUCGGGUGACCCUCCAAAAUCGACGUGGCCGCCGGCGACGGCACGACCCCACUGCAUCUUUUCAUCCACUCGAACUUAGGAAUGAUCAACCGUCGCGCAGAAACUGUUUUCUUGUCCUGUUUUCGACACUGACGCAGGAGCUGUCGACUCACUUCAGACCACCUGCGCCAGUGUUAUGCCGAGAGUGUUUGUCGCGCAGUUUCCAGGAAUACCGCUGGAAGAGAUCUCGCUGUCUUGACCGACACGAAACACUCGCCUGGUGCCUCAUCUUUUCCAAGUCCUGAGGACCCUCAAAAAACGUUUCAUUCUCUGGUUUUUCGCUCCUGUCAAGCCUUUAAUCUCGUCCCUGUCGCGCGUCAUUCCGCUACAGAGUCGCCUGCCUGCGGAUAGUCGCCCUCCUUCUCUGGUUGUUUUCCAUCCCCGUAACGAAUCCUUCACCUGCAUACCUUUACGUAGAGUUUUCACGGGUGGUCUCUCCAAGAGAAUCAGUCUGCCGCGGUCCCUCUUACUUGCUCCUUAUGCCGUCGUCUUCGAUUUGUCUUUCUCCCUUUGUGGUCGCGGCGUUCUUUCUGUUGCGCUGGAGUCUCCCUCUGCUCGACCUGAACUCGUCUCUGUACCUCGUCGACGCUGCCCCUUGUGUCUCCGAAGUUGCGCAGGGCGGAAUAGCGAAGGAGACGGGAGACUGCAGAGUCUCGACGGUCUCCCUUCCGCGUGCGUCUGCAAGACUCCUUCCCUCUCGACUCGCGGACCAUGGGUCGAAAGGUUUCAGGAGCUCGCGCCAGUUGGUACGGAGAGGCUUAGCGCCUCAACUGGCAAGACAGAGGAGCUGCAAGGUGGAGAAAGGGGACAGUCGAGCUUCCACAGGAGAGACACGAAAGCUGGCGGGAGUGAGGUGCCGCGGAGCGACCCUGUGGACAAAACAAAGCGGCUUUCUGCAUUCGUGUUCGUCGGGAGUUCCACGACUGAACGCUUUUCUUCACCGCUGUCUCCCCGAAGGUCCACCUUCGAGUGUCUCGAUGACUCACCGACUCGUUCGCACACCUCGCUGUCUGUCUCUCGUUCCUCCAUCUUUCUCCCUCGUUCCUCGAGGGCUAGAGUCCACUUCUAUCACGCCUUCCGCCUUCUUGUCUUCUGCUCUCUCGCACGCUCCUCCCUGCUUCUCCUGCCCUCGCCUUUCUCUCCCUUCCUUCUCCCUCCGCGGCGCCUCUCCCUCUGCGUGCGAAGCUGCCCGCCCCUCUCUCCCUCUCUUCUCCAACUGCGACAGUCUGCUCCUCUCAGCCUCUGCCCUCCAUCGCUCUCCUCCGCUUCUCCACGACUUUCUCGUUUCGCGUUCUCUCCUUGUUUCUCGCUCUGCCGUUGUUGCCCGUUCUCUUCCUCCUCGUCCUUUGCGGACCAGAGCUCACGCUGUCCCUGAAAACAGAGACAGUCACGAGCAGCUUCUGGAGAAAUUUCAGCAAGAAUUUUCUCGUCUCCAAAGGCUCCUGCCGGCUUCACUGUCGCCUCAGGAACCGGGCGUGUCUGGCGCUUCGCCAGCAAACUCGAAAACCGAGAAAAGCAGCGCUAGUACAAGCAACAGAGAGAAAGAGAGACUGGGAGAGAGUGGAGAAAAAGGAAGCGACGGAGAGGUGCCGACAAUCCAGGAGCUUCGUGCGGAAGCUCAGCGGGAGGGGAACUUCCCGAAACGGGACCCAAAGGUUUUGAAGGAAUUGGAAGAAGUCAUCGACGGACUGUACAAGGACAGCGACGCGUCAAACGACAACCUAUUCAACCGUCUGACAAAUCUUGUGAAGUCUGGGGCCUUUGGCGAACGCCUGCAAGACGUCUACGAAGAACAAGAGAAAGCACAACAUGAGGCCGAAGAGGCACAAAAAAGGCGCGAGGCAGAGGAUGGCUUCAAUCCGCACGACGUAGCAAAGGCCGUACGGGAAGCGGCAGCAGAUCCAGCAGCGAUGAGAGUCGUAAAAUCGAUCAUGUCGGCUGGGAAUGCACCGGCGCGGGAAGACGCUGGAGAAAAGACUGAUCGUCCAAGAGCGGAUGCGGACUCCCAGGGCGGAGACGCGAGCCAAGACACUGAGAGCGAGAGAGCGGUCGAAGAUCGGAGACUCCGACAGGCAGCGGAGCAGUUUGCAGAGGCUCCCGAGACGGCAGCCGCAAGGAAAAACGAAAACGACCUUUUGGACAUCAUUCGAGGGAGCACGAGACAAUACCUCGAGCAACUGGAUAUAAAACCGACACCACCGGGGAAGACGCGCCUGGAUGACAACACUGUGAUCCAAUGGAAAGAAGAAACCGACAUUCUCCAAGUUUGGAUUCCUCUUCCUCCCAAUUACAUCCGGGAGAGCAUCGAUGUGUCGAUGGCACGCGCACGCCUCCGCGUGACCUGUCGAGUUUCUGCAGGGAACUCGCAAGACCAGAAAGCUGCACAAGACAACGCUUCCGUUCAAGAACAGAAGAACGAGAAAAUCACCAUUGUCGACCGGCAGAUGAAAGGAUAUAUCGUGAGCGCUGACGCACACUGGAGUCUUGCGUCUUACCCUUUCAAACGCCGAAGCGGCAACCAGGUUCUUUACGACUGCUCUACAUCGCCAUCCCACUGGACACCUUUAGGUAUCUGGAGGAUGAGAAACUGUUUCACGGUAACUUCUCCAUUUUUUCGCGCUUGUUUCCCGUUCGCGGUGCAGGUAUGCAAGCCAAGUCAGUGUACAUGACCACUGAGUAAUGUUGCAUGAGGACGUGCUUGUCGACAGAUAACUCUCGAAAACGUAGGACCUCGUCAGAAGCCGUUACGGAGGAGUGUACGAAAGAAACGGCGCGGAAGGAAAGCAGAAACUGUGUUUCAGUUCCGUUUUUGCGUGUCAGUGCAGUAGUGCCCAGGAUAGACGCAAAGAUACUUCGUGUUACAUCCUCGAGCUGGGCCAUCAACAUGAGCGGCGUGGCAAACCAGAAAAACUCCAGCAGUCGUGUUGUGCGUCACAGCUAUUGUCGAGUGAACAAUAAUUCCGCCUGGCCAUUUUGUCCUCUGCCUCUGCUCUAAAUAGGAGAGCUCAGGCGUUGCUAAGACAAGAGGCAACGAAAAUUCUCGUCACUUCUUUAGUUCCCCACUCGGCGCAGCGAAACGCUUGAAGGUAAACACCGAAAAUGGAUGUCGGUACCGGGGCACAACGUGUCAGCAAGUGUGGAUCCUCGCCGACAAUAUGCGUAUCAGCGCCAGGAGCAUUUGUGAUCGAGAACGGCUACAAACGUAAGUGUCGAAUGCUCUUCUCGUUAUGCUCGCAAAAGCCAGAGCGCCUGCGGCCGAAUCCCCUCUCCCAGUAACCGCUCACACACGAGUGGACAGGUGACGUGUACAUACACCCCGAUCUAAAGCUCCAGCAUGUCGCAUGUGCAUAUACCUGAAGCCUGUGCCGCUGUUCCUCGCCUCGACCCGCGGGAAUCCUAAGGUAGAAUCAGAGCUGCAGAAAGGCCUCGAACAUCCAAAGUAUUGCUGCUCUGAUUUUCAUUUCGCAACCGAAGUGUAUGCAGUUUACUCGCCCUGAACUCUACGAGUCCUAGAACUGUCAGCAGCACUCAGUCAACCGCGACAAGCUGAGGAGACUAUUGCAACUAUUCGUAGUGCCUUCUCAGCCUCAUCUGGACUACAACUAGAACAGCGCGGAUAGAAACACUAAAUGGUGGGGUCGCAUCAUGGUCGACGCCCACGACAACGAAGAGAAACACAUUUGUCCGAAGGUAAUUUAACGCCUGCAGCCAUGGAGCCUCUUCGGACCACGGGUCGGUUUAGUCAUCGCGAACGUCUUCCACCUGUGCCAGUUGCAGGGCAUC
This is a messenger RNA of Toxoplasma gondii ME49, 3838 nucleotides long. RefSeq lists its product as hypothetical. Bases 535 to 2724 code for a protein of 729 amino acids. The transcript is spliced from 8 exons. NCBI's taxonomy places the organism in Eukaryota, Apicomplexa, Conoidasida, Eucoccidiorida, Sarcocystidae. The record is from RefSeq and is a predicted model, not a curated record.